Salvelinus fontinalis (brook trout) is the source of this 1917-nucleotide messenger RNA. RefSeq names its product pleckstrin homology-like domain, family A, member 1 (gene phlda1). Gene Ontology annotation, biological process: positive regulation of apoptotic process. Gene Ontology annotation, molecular function: phosphatidylinositol phosphate binding. The record is from RefSeq and is a predicted model, not a curated record. The coding region runs from base 16 to 738 and encodes 240 amino acids. NCBI's taxonomy places the organism in Eukaryota, Metazoa, Chordata, Actinopteri, Salmoniformes, Salmonidae. The transcript has 2 exons.
GAGGCCCUCUGACAUAUGAGUCCUCUUUCCGCUGGAUGUCACUCAGGGGGCGGUCCACAAGCUCGAGAAAACCCCAAUCAAACUGUGCGUAUCAGUCACACCAGCGACCGCUGCCGACGGACUAGUACCAAAUACCCUGCACACACAUCCACGAGUUCCACAGCACAUAGUAACCCACUCACUGCAGUGACCAGUUCAGCAUCCGAUGCCUUUACCUCUACGGGCAAGGAGAAGAAGAAGUGUUUGCAUUUGCUGAGGAAAUUGGGGCGUUUUCUCAAGAUGCUGGAGAACGGCGGCAAGGUGCUGAAAGAGGGGCUUCUGGAGAAGCGAAGCGACGGUUUGCUGCAGCUGUGGAAGAAGAAGCACUGCGUCCUCACGGAGGACGGGGUUUUGCUUCACCCGCCGAAGCAGCACGACCACCCGCACCAUUACAACCACCACGGCGGCGGAGACACUGGCAAAGUCAAGGAGCUGCACUUCUCCAACAUGAAAACUGUGGACUGCGUCGAGAGGAAAGGGAAAUACAUCUACUUCACCGUGGUCAUGUCGGAGGGCAAGGAGAUCGAUUUCAGGUGUCCACAGGACGAGGGAUGGAACGCCGAGAUAACUUUGCAGAUGGUGCAAUACAAAAAUAGGCAGGCCAUCCUGGCGGUGAAGUCGACCAGACAGAAACAGCAGCUCCUCGUUGUUCAGCUCCCGGGACAGAAAAUUAUUCGGAGCUCACCAAACGUUGCGUGACCUGCGCCUCGGAUAUUCGACAUGCGGUUAAUUGGACAUUCAGAGGAGGGAUCUAUGGACUCCGGCUGCAUCUGCCCGGCCUCACAAAAGGAGCAUCACACCCUGCAGAAAACAUCUCUUAAUGGAACUGUUGUUCGGUCCCGACAGCAGCAGCAGCCUAUUUUUCAUUAGAGACUCUUUAUCUGAGAAAGAUGGACACUGAUGGACAAAGCUUAGGCCUCUGCUACAGCACGAGUGAAAACAGCUGUAUUCUAACGGGCGAUUCUCUGCCACCCCUUAUUUAUUAGAUUGUGUAUAUCUGUUUUGUCUUAACAGGGUCAUUGACUAAUGUACAGUGUGGUUGUUGCUGGAGUUGAAACUGAAAGCUAUGCUUGGAGAUUCCGUAGCACAGUAUAAUGGUUUGAUAUGGUUGGAAGUAAGCCUCAGUAUCUGUGAUCCAGGUGGGAUGGUUGAUUGUGUUACACCUUUAAGGAUGUACUAUAGUCCUUUCACUUCCAUUAUUUCUUAAGUUGUGAGUAGCACAUCCUGUUGUACAAACAUGCCAUGAUACACAUCCUCAUUCUUUUAUUGAGCCAAAGACUUAUACGCUAUAGUUACAUUUUCCUCCCAAGUGUAGUUGACUGUAAAAAUGACAGGAUGCUCCAAUGAUGAAGGAAAAGUUGACAAAUCUGUUAUUUGUUUGAUUUCUCCAUAAAUCUCACUUUUUGUGAUUAUCCUCGUGCCAGAUAUGGCGCCCAUGUUACAUUUGCAUUACAACUAUGGAAUACGGUUCGCCGUUAGGAAGCAACAUGUGUCAACGCUGCAUAUUCUUUUGGGAGUCUUAAAUCUGUACAGAUUAGAAACUGCAGUCCUGUUCAGUGGCAACUGAUAGAAAGGUAUCCUAGUGAGCAAAACUGGUUGAAAAUACAUCAUUUCAAUGGCAAAAAUGUCUGAAAGGACUUAUUUUCAACCAGGUUUGCCAAGAGCAGGUCAUUAGGCUGAAAAUGCAUCACCAUCUUUCCUGAGGAAGCUAUGCUGAGACUGUAGUUGCCCCCUCACACCACCCCCGGGUGUGUCAGUGUUGUCCUCACCUUAAUCUUCAUGUCCUUUUUUACAAAGUUACUGUUAUUCAGUUGGGUUCUUAUUUUGAUGUGAUAGCUAUUUUCAUACUUGUGAAAUAUACAUUCCAUUUCAAAUGAA